Messenger RNA from Penaeus monodon (black tiger shrimp), 1044 nucleotides. Its product is annotated as proline-rich protein 2-like. The transcript has 7 exons. The record is from RefSeq and is a predicted model, not a curated record. The coding region runs from base 1 to 1044 and encodes 347 amino acids. Lineage: Eukaryota; Metazoa; Arthropoda; Malacostraca; Decapoda; Penaeidae.
AUGCAAUCUGGGCCCCCUGGGGCUCUACCGGGGUUCCCGGACGGAGGACUCCUGUGCACACCUUCUGGUGAACUGAACCCCAUCUUCGGCGCGUGCUGGGACAUUGUCCCAAAAGAGGGGUCUCGUGCUGGCCCCUCCGGCCCGCCCCAACCAGGGAAAGGGCCCCUGAGCCCCCCCCAGACGAAACCCCCCUGGGCUAAUCAGGAGGCACCAGCUGAACCAGCCGGAAAAACUGGUGCCUCAAAGGCAAACCCCAAAAACCGGGAAAGGGGGGACCGAAACGGCCCAGGCCCCGGGGUCCGACUCUGUGGGGAGUCUGGACCCCCAAGGCGUUUCCCGCAAUUCCCAAGGGCCCCGUUAAACCCGAAGGCUUCGGGGCAAAGCCUACCCAAAGGUCGUGGAGGCCCCCCGUUGUCGAAGGGGAAAAAUCCAAACCCGGCAAGUCCUGGUGACCAUGAAAAGGGACCCCCUCCACCCUUGAUCCCGGUAACUGGGGGAAACCCACAACCUACGCACUUAUGUUUCCUGAAACCCCUUCGGGGUUUCAAAUGCCAGAAGAGUUCCCCCAAUUUAAAACAAGUUAAGGAACCCCAGGGAAAAAAGGUUUUCCAAACAGCACCACACGGGCCCCCCCGACCCAAAGACUGUUCUUCGAGGGGGGACAUGUCGAUCCUGAUCACUUUCUGGGUCACGCAGUGGGAGUAUCCCGUCCAGGAACCCCGGGGGAAGAGGCGAAAGGCAGGAGUGAGGAUCUUUCCCCCCAAUGGAGUUGUCCCGACUCCGACCGUCAACCCGAAUGUGACGAUGUCUCUGAUCACACGACCGAUGGUCAUAGGGGGAGACUUUUCCUCACACCAAACCCCCUCCUGGGUCCCUGCAGGGGACCGGAUGCGGCUUGGGCCCUCACAUGCCAAAAGUGCCGGACAUUCCCCGGGAUUUGGGGUCUCCCAACAGCCGGAGCCAUGCAAAGUUAGAGGGGGGGUCCCCAACCCCACCCUGGCCACUGCGACCUUGGGGGAGAGGAUUGCUGGCGUUCGGGGGUGA